Messenger RNA from Meloidogyne enterolobii, 2318 nucleotides. The record is from the annotation of a GenBank genome assembly. Lineage: Eukaryota; Metazoa; Nematoda; Chromadorea; Rhabditida; Meloidogynidae.
UUUACUUUCCAUUACUUCUUAAAUAAAAUGAAUUCUUAUUUUGAUUUGGAACCUACUACUGACUCAAUAAAUUAUAAUAGUGGAACAUAUGGGGGAGAUCAUCUGGAUGAUUCACAAAAGGACUUGAAACAACAGAACAACGAGGUCAACGUCAAACGCAUUGGGGAAGCUGUUGAUGAUCAGAUUCAAAAGGAUCUCCAACCACCGUUUACACCCCCUUCAAAUUUUUCUUUUGGAAUUGUGACUUCCGCCAACAGGCGCGUCUCAACUCGUAAACGUCGUUCGGCCAAACUAGCGCUUACUCCAACCUCUUCUGUAAAACGACGUCGAGUUACAAAUGAGGGACGUGGAAAUACUCCUGUUUCUACUACUCCGGGCAGUGCUAAGAGAAGGCGAUCACGUGCGAAGAACCAAAUUAAUUGGACGCCAUUAAUCAAUUUUGAUGAUCGUGAAGAUCCAUACAAUUUCUUUUUCAAAUCUAAUGAGCAUCCUACACCAUUGUCCGAAAUUAGUGUUAAACGCGCUUCAUUUGGUGAGAGUGAAAAAUCGCCAAGAAAUCUUUUAAUGGACUAUAAUAAGGAACCAACUUUUCGUUUUACGUAUGACAUUAGUGACAAAAGUCUCAGUAAUAUGAAAACUCCGACAUUAAUCAAGCGUCGUGCUGAAGCUAGUUUAGUUGAUACGCCCAAAGCAACACAUCAAAAAUCGUUACCGAGGACUAGAACUAUUACACCUCGUGGUAAGCAGCCAAUAUAUCGGGAUGUUUCUACUGAAGAUAAGCUUACUACAGAUAUGCAUGUUUGGUCUGCCUAUAGGAAAAAAGUUGAAGGCAAAAAUCUCGCCAAUAAAUCUUCGCCGAGAACUACAACUACACCUCGUGGUAAGCGGUCAAAAAUAAAUCUGGACGGUUUUACUGAAGAUAAUCUUGAUGUUAUGUCAGCUUAUGAGAAAGAAGAAGAUAAACGAGUUCAAGACGACAAUAAUGACAAGUAUCUCACCAAUAGGCCGUCACCGAGGCUUAGAAGUCGUUCACCUUUAAGUAAUAUUACAACUCCACAAAAGCAACAAUCUCCUCAUAAAAUCUCUCGAAGUGCUAAAAAGAAUGAUACUAAAGAAGGAGAAGGCGAUUAUUUGGAGACAACUGGUGAAAAUGUUGAUGCGGCAAUAAAUAAAGAGAAUUUGGAAGACUUAAACGAUAGCCACAAUAUCUCAAUUCUUGAGGAUAAUAGCACACCUCAAAGGAAGCUAACAAUAAGUCCAUUUGAUGUUAUAGAAAUUCUUAGUCCUGUGCAGGAGAUUACUGAGCUCAACACAGCUGGUUCGUAUGCUUCCAGUACUGCCAGCGUUGAGGACAAACUUUUUGCUGGCUUCAAAUUUGUGUUCACUUCAGCGAAUCGUCCAAAUAAAGGUUUUUUAAUAGAGAAAUUUUUUCAAUAUUUUUUUCAAGUGCACGACUUUAACAAGCGCGAAUAUCGUACAAUAAUUGGAGAACGUGGGGGUAUCGUGAUGGAAGAUUUUUUGGAUCUCAAGGAGGGAGAACAUGCUGUUUUGGUCGCUGAUACUUUUUACCGAACACACAAAUAUUUGUCCGCUCUUUCGUUGUCAAUUCCUUGUGUGAGUUGUCUUUGGAUACAAGAAUGUGUUGCUGAUAAAAAAUUGCUCAAGUAUGAAGAAUUUCUGCUGCCCGCUGGUGAAUCGACUUCUGAGCCCGGACGUAUCUGUCAAUGGAAGCCUUUGAAAGGUGUUCUUUUCAAUGGCAAACGAAUCAUUGUUUACAACCGUUAUUACAAUGAAGAUCCUAAUGUUGUUUCAUUUGGAGAGAUUUGGAUUUCAAUGAUGCGGAACCUUGGAGCUACGGUUGUUGGGAUUGAAAAUGGUGAACCUUUUUCGAAAGAGGUGAAUAAAACUGUGACGCUUGAAGAAAAAUUGGAAUUUUGCAGGAAAACUAAUUUCGAAUUCUUUCUCACCGAAAACGAUUGUGAACCUGAGUUAGCCGGAUGUGUAAGUGCAAAGAAUGCUUUGGCUGUUUCAAGUGAAUGGGUUAUACAGGCAAUGAUUACUGGAGAACUGCCUAGUGUAGAAGAAUGUGAUUGUUUCCGCUACGACCAUAUGCGAGAAUGAAGUUAAAAAAAGAGAAUGGUCAGCUUGAAGUAGAAUAGAAAAAAUAUUUUUUAAGAAACUUCUACCAAAGAAUUAUUUAUUGACUUAUAGAUUAUUAUAUAUUUAUUAAAUUCAAAAAUUUGUUUUUUAUACAAUUAUAUAUGGGUAAAAUUGUUUUGACGUCUUUUUUGUUAUUUAAACGAGAUCGGAUCAAAGAU